AGUUGUAGCAACGAGUUUAGCAGAACUCAAUAGCUUUAGCUGAAAUUCAAUAUUUCUAUUAAGAAAUUUACUUCAUAUGUAUACCAAAUUUAUCCAUAAUCCAUUAAGCUUUGUGACUUUUGUAGAAUCUAAAAACUCAAAAUUUGGUUUCGUCCCUACUAGUAUAAGAAGAAAAAUUAAAAUCGUAUGUAAGUUAAACGUCUUUUUAAUAUAUAUAAACGACUAUUGUAGUAAACGUUGUUUCUUUAUUAUCUCACUUUCUUUCUGUAUUCCAUGAAAGAAGCCAAUAAUUUAACUUGUGAAGAGAAUCUCUGGAGUUAAACAUGGAGUUUCAUGACCAUUUUUCUCAAGAAUUAGCUCUACAACAACACCAACAACAAAACGUUGAUGACGAUGUUUCAGAUCAAUCGAUGAAUUUCUCCAUGAAGCUAAGUCAACAAUAUAGGGACGAGGUCAAUAACAACAACAACAACAACAAUAAUAAUUAUAACAACUGGGAUCAGAGCGAGAAAUAUAAAGCGGAUAUUAUGAACCAUCAUUUGUCUGAACAACUGUUAUCUGCACACGUGGCUUGUCUGAGAAUCGCGACGCCGGUGGACCAGUUACCGAGGAUCGACGAGCAGUUGACGGAGUCACAAAAUUUGGUGGCUAAGUAUUAUGUUGUUGGUCAAAGUCAACGGCCUCUCGAUGAUAAAGACCUUGAUCAAUUUAUGGCACAUUAUGUUGUGCUGCUGUCUAGCUUUAAAGAGCAACUGCAACAACAUGUUCGUGUCCAUGCAAUGGAAGCUGUCAUGGCUUGUUGGGAGCUUGAUCAAUCUCUACAAAACUUAACAGGGGCAGCAUCAGGAGAAGGUACAGGUGCAACAAUGUCAGAUGAUGAAGAUGAUCAAGCAGAAAGUGAGACAAACUGUUAUAAUGGAAUUUUAGAUGGAGUAGAUCAUACUAACAGUGGAUUUGGUCCUCUUGUACCUACUGAAAAUGAGAGAUUCUUAAUUGAACGUGUAAGGCAAGAACUGAAGCACGAGUUCAAACAGGGUUACAAGGAGAAGAUUGUUGACAUUAGAGAAGAAAUUUUAAGAAAAAGAAGAGCAGGAAAACUGCCUGGUGAUACUACAUCUGCCUUAAAAGCUUGGUGGAAGUCACAUUCCAAGUGGCCUUAUCCCACAGAGGAAGAUAAAGCAAAGUUGGUGCAAGAGACAGGGUUGCAACUAAAACAAGUCAAUAAUUGGUUCAUUAACCAAAGGAAAAGAAAUUGGCACAAUACUCCAUCAUCAUCUUCUACACAAAAAACCAAACGCAAGAGUGUUGGUGAAAAAUCAAGAAAUGAUCACUUUACAUGAUGGGGAGAACACUCAUGCAAGGGGAACUUGAUCGAACAUGCAUGUCUGGUAUAACUGAAGUAAUUUUCUGUCCUGGAAAAUAUUUUCCGAUGUUUGAUUAGUAAAACAUGAGUUGGCUAGCAAAACCUUGCAAUUUAGAGGCUGAUUCAAAAUAUAAGGAGUGGGUGCACGUUCAUUCAGUAUCCCCAAUUUAAACUAUUUAUGUAUAUAUACAAAAUCAGAAGAUUUUUUGUUAAAAAAUAUGUAUAUCUAUUAGAGUGAAUCCACUGUCUUUAUUUGGAUCUUGACAAAGCACAAUAGGUUCCAUUUAUGUAAUUUUUAUUUGUACCAUGUAUUAAUAUAGGCUUUGCAAUUUUGGAUGCUA
Messenger RNA from Lycium ferocissimum, 1704 nucleotides. RefSeq names its product homeobox protein knotted-1-like LET12. NCBI's taxonomy places the organism in Eukaryota, Viridiplantae, Streptophyta, Magnoliopsida, Solanales, Solanaceae. The record is from RefSeq and is a predicted model, not a curated record. Gene Ontology annotation, cellular component: nucleus. Bases 324 to 1340 code for a protein of 338 amino acids. Gene Ontology annotation, molecular function: DNA binding. Gene Ontology annotation, biological process: regulation of DNA-templated transcription. The transcript is spliced from 6 exons.